AGCUCUUCUAUACCUCUCCUUCAGCUUCUUUAGAAUAACAUUCAAAAGAUCUCCAUCUUCCUCUAUCACUCAAGAAAUGGGCUCACCACCUUCUGGCUUUCUGAAACAAAAUAACAUUUUAGUCUUUGGAUUUCUCAUGAUUUUGGUCUUGUGCUGUAUACCAGAUAAAAGCAAACGCAACCCCUCUUUUGCUAGAACUCCACCCCAUUCAAGUUCCUCUAAGGUUUUCUUAUCAUUGAGAAAACUAAACCUAGAUGGCUACUUCAGUUUUGAGAACUUACACCAUGCAGCCGAGGACUUUGGUAACAGAUACCAUUUCCUCCCAUCAGCAGUUCUACAUCCAAAGGCGGUUUCUGAUAUUUCUUCCACAAUAAAGCAUAUCUUUGAUAUGGGCUCCACAACAAAUCUAAAAGUUGCAGCUAGAGGCCACGGUCACUCCCUUCAAGGUCAAGCACAGGCUCAUCAAGGAGUUGUUAUCAACAUGGAAUCACUUCAACAACCAAAGAUGCAUGUUCACGCUGGGCAGCUGCCUUAUGUGGAUGUUUCGGGUGGUGAGUUGUGGAUUAAUAUCCUAUACGAGACUAUUAAAUAUGGGCUUGCACCUAAGUCAUGGACAGAUUACCUUCAUCUGACUGUGGGAGGUACUUUAUCAAAUGCUGGAAUUAGUGGUCAGGCAUUCCGGUAUGGACCCCAGAUCCAUAAUGUUUACCAGAUGGAGGUUGUAACAGGGAAGGGAGAAGUGCUCACCUGUUCAGAGAAGCAGAAUCCUGACCUUUUCUAUGGUGUUCUCGGUGGCCUUGGGCAGUUUGGCAUCAUAACCCGAGCUAGAAUUUCUCUUGGACCAGCGCAAAAGAAGGUUAAGUGGAUCAGGGUGCUUUACUCAGAAUUCUCCACAUUUUCUGAUGACCAAGAGCAUUUGAUAUCAUCCAUGAAUACAUUUGAUUACAUUGAAGGAUUUGUGAUAAUAAACAGAACAGAGCUCCUCAAUAACUGGAGAUCAUCCUUUGACCCUAAAGACCCAAUUCAAGCCACCCAAUUCAGUUCAGAUGGAAAGAUUCUUUACUGCAUAGAAAUGGCUAAAUACUUUGACCCAGAUGAGACAGAAGUGAACAAGAAAAUUGAGAGAUUAUUGUCAGAGCUGAACUUUAUACCAUCUACACUCUUCCUAUCAGAAGUUUCGUACAUUGAAUUCCUGGAUAGAGUUCACCUCUCUGAGAUAAAACUCCGUGCAAAAGGAUUAUGGGAAGUUCCUCAUCCAUGGUUGAAUCUUCUUAUACCCAAAAGCAGAAUUCUAGACUUUGCUAAGGAAGUCUUUGAAAAUAUUCUUACAGACAAUAGCAAUGGUCCAAUCCUCAUUUACCCCAUCAACAAGUCCAAGUGGAACAAUGAAACAUCUAUGGUUACCCCAGAUGAAGACAUAUUCUACUUGGUGGCCUUCCUAUCCUCAGCACUUCCAUCUUCUGAUGGAAAAGAUGGCUUGGAAGACAUUGUAGCCCAAAACCAACGAAUUCUCGAUUUCUGUGCCAAGGCACGUAUUGGUGGUAAGCAAUAUUUGCCCCAUCACAGCACUCAAGAAGAGUGGGAAGCUCACUUCGGCCCUCAAUGGGAAACAUUUGUACGGAGAAAGUCUGCCUAUGACCCAUUGGCAAUCCUUGCUCCCGGGCAAAGAAUCUUUCAGAAGGCAAUACCAAUCAUGUGAUACUGGCUCUCAUCGAGGGCAAUAUUACAAAAAUGGCAUUUCAGUAGUAAAGAUCAUUACUUCUA
Rubroshorea leprosula is the source of this 1764-nucleotide messenger RNA. NCBI's taxonomy places the organism in Eukaryota, Viridiplantae, Streptophyta, Magnoliopsida, Malvales, Dipterocarpaceae. The record is from the annotation of a GenBank genome assembly.